Lecanosticta acicola is the source of this 3558-nucleotide messenger RNA. The record is from the annotation of a GenBank genome assembly. Lineage: Eukaryota; Fungi; Ascomycota; Dothideomycetes; Mycosphaerellales; Mycosphaerellaceae.
AUGUCCAGGAACGACAACGACGACAGCGAUGCCAUUGUCACCUCCCAGCCCUCGACCGCCGCGGCGGAUGUGAGCUUCGCGAAGCUGAACGCCGAACAUCACGCCGAGUCGAGUUCGCAGGGCGGGUCAAGGACCUCAAUCAGCAAACGAAGCAGCAGCAGUAGCGACAAGCGGAUUAGGGAUCAAGAGAGGGGAAAGCGACGGACUUUGCUCGAGACUCCUAAUGCUAGCUUCAAGGAUAGACACAGCGACGGCAGCGCAUCACGUCGAUCUAAGAGAUCAGGAGGCUUCCUUUUGGACACUAUCUUCUCCAAUGGUCACGCGAAUGGGAAGGAGAAGGCCGUCGACGGCCGCGUUGCAUCGGACAAGAGGCAGUUUUCACAGAAUCGAAAGUCUGCGGACUCCCAGCGCAGCUCACCGCUGUCGCGUGAGCUGUCGCCUUAUGACCCCAAUGAGGCUCAACCUGAGCCGAUCAACAAGGCUCAUUCACCGGGGAUGGAUCCUGCACAGCUAGUACAGAUGGCGCUCAACUUAAGCGAAAGCAGAAAACGUCACGUGAGUAGCACUGUUCCUGGCCCAAUAUCUCCAGCAGGAGGAAGGAGAGUGGCAUCUGCUCUGAACUCUUCGCAUGGGACUGUGAGAUGUGUGUCGUCUGGCGCCAAACGCAACAGUCAGUCGAUCCAGAGAGUGGGGCAGGCUCCUCCACACACUGGCAGGCCAAGCCUGCAGGACACAGAUAGACCCGAAAAUGGCCUUGACGGAGAGAAUCUGCUGUACUCGUUUUCUCCGGCGACGCUGUCGAGAGCGGAGAAGGCACGGAGAUACUUUGAGCUGGCUAGUGAGCACAGGCGGUUGCUUGAACAUCUUCCGCCGCUGCUACCAGAUGCUUCGGCUCCUGAGAAUUACACAGCAAAGGUCACCAGCAGUCCAGGCAGUGCACACUAUCACGUGACUAGGGUGCCUACGAAUACCGCUACCAUGAGACAGCUUGGGCGAGCUUAUAACCCUCUGCAAGCGCUGAGGAACAGACGCCUCCGCAACAGAGAACGACGUCCAUGGACAGCGCCCCCAGAUGCCUGGCAAGAGACAGACAGGAUCAAGCACUGGAUCGACGGAGUGGAAGCAGCGUCGAAGGACCCAACCUACCGUCCUGGUGAGGAUCAAGUUCGCCUACCGACAUUUUCCGGAGAACUCGAAGGUGAAGCAGCGCAACCCGAGCCAGCGAAGCACCACACACGGUCAAAUACAGCGAGCUCAGUCAUCACUCGGCCAGAAAAUGGAUGGACGAUGGAGCCGGCAGAGCUACUUGCCGACACUUAUUGGAUUGAAAAGAAUGAUAAUAAAGCAAUCAUUGAAGACAAUCGUGGACAACGAAUCUUCCCAACUAUGGUCAGGGCAAGCCUGGACGUACCCCGACGAAGUCGAGAGUCCGGACGUGUCCAAGAGACGCAAGUGGAAAAUCAUAGUCAACGCGAAGAACUCGACGACGAGGAUCCAGAAAAGUUCAGGUCGCGCCGCCGACACUUGCUUCCAAUUCCCGGUCGCCUGCGAAGGGGCAAUGUCAAUCGAUCACGCAGUGCGUCAAGUGUCUCCAGCGACGAGGGGCGGCUGCCGCCAGCGCAUCAGUUUGGCAACGAUGACGGUGGUGACGAGAACAUUGGCCCUCUUGAGCGGCAUAUGCGUAGCAUGAUCGCCAAGGAAGAAAAAGGCGAACUGCCAUCGCCUGAGCUAGUCUCACCAGACCAUUGGGACUCGAGAAAUCUGCCCUUUCCUAAUGCUCGCACAAGCAUGGACACCGCUCGACGAGACUCAUUCGCGAACGGCCGGCUCUCUGUUGACGCGCGCGGUCCCAGGCGGUCGAAGUCGGCGGAUGGGCGAGUGGGAUCAUUUGACCACGGAGUGUCUUCCAUGGGUGAAAUCUUCUCCGAUGUACCAGCUUCGUCUACGAUGGCUGUCAAUUCCGCGGCGAAAAAUAUGGAUGCUUCGCCGCCACCACAGAGCAAGCGGUCAGCGCCUACGCAACAGAAACCAAAGAGAUCCCACCUACCCAAACUCCGUUCACGAAGCAAGGAACGCAACAACAUCGAGCAGACCGACUUCGCAGCAGGAUACGGAAAGUCUCUGUCACCUGUAAUGAGUGCAGACACUGUUACCGGAGUGCCAAGGUCGAGUCUGGACUAUGCGAGACCAUCUCAAUUCAAGCGAAACGACACUACAGACAGUUCAGCGAGCAGUCUGAGGCGUAUGAAUACGACGGCAUCCACGUUGGAUAGUUCAAGAGAGUCUGGUGCGCUUGGCGGAAGACGGUUUUUCAAAGGUGGCCGAAUCACCGAGUUGGUGCGCUACGAGGGCUCUCGGCUCGGCGAUCGCUUCCGUGGCAGCCGCGACAAGGCCAACGAGACUACUGUGGACUACGAAGACACGAAGACACCGCUUGAGCCAUCUGAUGCGGAAACUGAUCAGUCUGACUUUGCAAAGCACGAAAGCCAAGGAGACGAUGACGGUCAGAUUAGCCCGAGAGCAUCUUUCGAAGGCGAGCGACCUAAGCAGAAAUACUUCACCUCCAAUCUCCCCAGCUUUAAGUCCCCGUCAGGCCGAGAUAGGCGCUUUGAUACAGAAACGGCAUUGCCGGAAGUGAGUGAUCCGUUGAACAGAAAUGCACGUCAGCAACGAGGUCAUGGUUAUUCUGGCAACUCGGCUCUGCUGGUGCCGCCUCGCAUCAACUUACCAGACGAUGAUAGCGUCUCGAAUCCUGACCUUGACAGAGAAAACUCCGAAGACCUAUUCUAUGGCCAACGAAAGUCGGCUUCACAAAACGACCUUUCGCUUGUGUCCACCAACGAAACCAUUUCACAGCCUAGAAAAUCGGAUGGGCUAUUUGUGACCGGGCUAUCUGGACAUGAUGCAAAGCGACAUUGGAGCAUCAGCGAUCAGACUCAGCCUCGCCAAACGAACAAGGUAACUGGGCACGACAUAGCCCGCGUCCGGGCGCUCCUGCUGGCAUCAGGAGUCAAGGCGCACGCAAUCUACCAUGAAGGCGACAAGGUCCGUGAUCCGCCGCUGCCGCUCCUUUCCAAAGCGGCAGACACUGCAGGACGGAAUCUCUCUGGUGUCAGGCGCAAAGAAGAGAACGUUGUGGCUGCUAGGAUGCUUUCCGAAGUCUUGUCGACUACCUUGACCAGCUUUGAGCAAACUUUGCAGCAAUUUCAGGAUCAAACUGCGAGGCAUCUUGGAUCUCAGCUGGAAGAGUUGUCGCAUAGAGCGUCGGAGCAGCUCACAAAGAUUGUAGACGAGACCUCUGACGAAGCGGACGCGUUCAAUGUCGAGCUCACCACGAAGCAACCUCAGGAAGUCAAACGUGUUGACGAGGCCGUGGAUGCGAUGUUCCGACAGCGCAGAAAGCAGUUCAGACUCUUCCGUCGGGCAGGCUUCAAGCUGCUCGAAUGGCUUGUGCUGGGCAUCAUGUGGUGGGUAUGGUUCGUUGUUGUUCUAUUCAACAGUGCCAAAAAGCUUGUGAUUGGCAUUUUAAGAGUCUUGCGCUGGCUCCUGUGGUUUUAG